This is a messenger RNA of Cotesia glomerata, 1780 nucleotides long. Its product is annotated as cysteine and histidine-rich protein 1 homolog. Gene Ontology annotation, cellular component: nucleus. The transcript is spliced from 7 exons. The coding region runs from base 273 to 1340 and encodes 355 amino acids. The record is from RefSeq and is a predicted model, not a curated record. NCBI's taxonomy places the organism in Eukaryota, Metazoa, Arthropoda, Insecta, Hymenoptera, Braconidae.
AGGUCAUGAUCAGUACCCUAGACAGUACACACGAGUUCUCGAGCUCUUUGUUGUGUUCUAAACAACCCAGUGUAUUAUUAACACCUUUUAAUUUACAACCGUAUGUCAUUUUAAUCAUACAAUAAAAAUUAAUUAAUCCAUACCUGUCAACAGAUAAAAUUUAGUAAGUUGUCCGGGCGCUGGGUGAAGCUUGCUUGAGCUCUCACAAAUUUUUAGUCCCAGUCCCAGUCGUGCAGUUUUAUUCACAAUUAGGAAAAAUCAAAACAAGCAAGAUGGCUGACCCGAGUGGUGAAGCAUCGUCGUCGAGUAGUGUAUCUGAGCCAACUAUUCGCGAGGAAAUUGACAAAGCUAACGAGGAUUUUAUAGAGCCAGAUCAAAAGAGGCGUAAAUUGCUUAUAAAACAUGACGGAAAGAGCGAACAAAAAUUGGAACAUCGCCUGGGUGGAAUUCUUUGCUGCGCUGUUUGUCUUGAUCUUCCGAGAUCCGCCGUUUACCAGUGUACCAAUGGACACUUGAUGUGUGCGGGAUGCUUUACUCAUGUCCUCGCCGACGCGAGACUAAGGGAUGAGUUGGCUACUUGUCCUAAUUGCAGAAUUGAGAUUAGCAAAACUUCUGCGUCUAGGAACUUGGCCGUUGAGAAGGCUGUUUCUGAACUACCCGCAGAAUGUCAGUUUUGCGCUAAGGAGUUCCCGAGAAAUUCGCUGGAACGACAUGAAGAUGCUAUGUGUGAAGAAAGAAUAUCCAGCUGCAAGUACAGCCGAAUUGGCUGCCCAUGGCGAGGUCCAAAUCACGAGCGUGCUGAGCACGAGUCACAGUGCGUCCACCCUCAUCGCACGGGUGCUGAUGUAAUGGAAGCCCUGCGUGACAUUGACGCUCGUAACCUGGAGGAACGCAAGCACUACGACAAUAUUUUCGAUCUUCUGUCUUACGAAAAAAUCACAUUCAACGAUUUGCAAAUGAAGCCAUACCGCACCGACGAGUUUGUACACAAAUUAUUCUAUGAAACAUCACGCUUCUCUGCGUUCAAUCAUCAAUGGGUUGUAAAAGCUAGAAUUAAUAAUAGCCAGAGAGAUCCCACACAGAGUUCCGAGCGUGAUAUGACUUAUCAAUUGAUUUUAAAAACCAAGACAACAUAUCCCUUGGCGCUCCACUAUUUAAUCUUAAAAGGACCCUUCGGUGACAUGAAAGUACAGCCUCGCAUUCAUAGAUUCGAUUUCACAGAGCAAGAUAAUGAGAGUCCGUAUUUACCACUACCAUUACCAGACACCGCUGAAUGCAACAGACUAUUAGCGGCUAAAGCAAUAAGUUUCCGGCUCAUUAUGUUCCUCGCGUCGAAGUAGUUGUUGUUAAAAAUUGCAAUCUUCAUCCUGCCGAGAGAAAAUUAAUAAAUAUAUUUAUAUAUAUAUUUAGCAUUAAAUCUUUAUAGAUUUUCACGCUCCUCGGUUAUAUUUGCAAUUAACAUAAUUAAAUUAUUAAUUAAUCGGUUUUAGUUUUUCAUUUUCUUUGAUUAUUAAAAUACAUGUGAGUAAUAUUCAUUUAUAUAUUUAAAUAUAAUCAUUAAAUCUUUAUUUUUUCAAGUAGACUGAAAAAUAAGAAUAUAGUUUAAUCAACAAUCAUUAUUAUUAAUUAUUAAUUAUUAAUUACUAUUAAUACUUGUUAAUAAAUUAACAUAUAUUAUUAUUAACUUUUUUUUUAUUUUUCUUGUAAACGAGGCUUGAUUUUAUAGACUAGAUAAAAUAUCUGUAAUUGUAAGUUCAAUAAAGUCUUACUCAAAUAAAAA